AUUCCAGCACUUUUCGCCGAAAUCACACGUAUCCUAAAUCACAUUAUGGCCGUUGGCACACAUGCUUUGGAUGUGGGUGCGCUUACACCGUUUUUCUGGCUGUUCGAGGAACGUGAAAAGAUGAUGGAAUUCUAUGAACGUGUUUCCGGUGCACGCAUGCACGCAGCCUAUAUACGCCCCGGUGGCGUUUCUUUGGAUAUGCCACUUGGUCUAAUGGAUGACAUCUAUGAAUUUGCUUCUAAGUUUGCCGAACGUUUGGACGAGGUUGAAGAUGUACUCACCACAAACCGUAUUUGGGUACAACGUACUGCCGAUAUUGGCAUCGUAUCUGCCGAAGAUGCGCUAAAUUAUGGCUUUAGCGGCGUUAUGUUGCGCGGUUCGGGCAUCAAAUGGGAUUUGCGUAAGCAGCAACCAUAUGACGCCUACCAUUUGGUUGAUUUCGACGUACCUAUUGGCACCAAGGGUGAUUGCUAUGAUCGGUAUUUGUGUCGUGUAGAAGAAAUGCGCCAAUCGUUGCGUAUCAUCGAUCAAUGUUUGAAUCAAAUGCCAGCUGGCGAAAUAAAAACCGAUGAUGCUAAGAUAACACCACCCUCACGUGCAGAAAUGAAAAGCUCCAUGGAGGCGCUCAUUCAUCACUUUAAGCUGUUUACCCAGGGUUUUCAAGUACCGCCUGGUGCCACGUACACGGCUAUUGAAGCACCAAAGGGUGAAUUCGGUGUUUACUUGGUGUCUGAUGGCUCAAGCCGCCCAUAUCGUUGCAAGAUUAAGGCCCCCGGUUUUGCACAUUUGGCGGCGCUAGAUAAAAUUGGCAAGCAACAUAUGUUAGCUGAUAUUGUGGCGAUCAUUGGUACACUGGAUGUUGUAUUUGGCGAAAUCGAUCGAUAAAUGCAAAAAGAGGCAUAGUAAAUAUAAAGUGUAAAAAUAAUUUUUGUUUUGCACGAGAUGUUGAACAAGCGAAAGUGGAAUAAAUAGGGUUUAUUAAAGCUAUCAAUUCAUCUCCUA
Rhagoletis zephyria (snowberry fruit fly) is the source of this 1002-nucleotide messenger RNA. RefSeq names its product NADH dehydrogenase [ubiquinone] iron-sulfur protein 2, mitochondrial-like. Lineage: Eukaryota; Metazoa; Arthropoda; Insecta; Diptera; Tephritidae. Gene Ontology annotation, cellular component: respiratory chain complex I. Gene Ontology annotation, molecular function: NAD binding; oxidoreductase activity, acting on NAD(P)H; quinone binding. Gene Ontology annotation, biological process: mitochondrial electron transport, NADH to ubiquinone. The record is from RefSeq and is a predicted model, not a curated record.